UCAAGCUUGGCGCUAAAAGGUUUCAAAUCAAGCGAAGGCGAAUUCAUACAUCUCGAAGAUGGCGUCGGCGUCAGAAAUGGUUGUAGCAGCGUUUCUGUGCACGCUUGCUGUUGUCCUCUCUAUCCUUGCCUGCGUGAUCACAACGGAUUCUGGCAUCUCAGCGAAUUGGUGGCCCAUGUUUGUGGUGGCAACCUACGCCAUAGCACCAUUUCCUUUGGUGCUUUUCAGCAAGGGAAGUGACGGAGGAAUGGCAACUUACUGGGCAUUUUUCACUACUGGUUGGAUAACCACUGCAAGCUUCGGUAUUCCAGCUAUCCUCGCCCACAGCAAAAUCAUCGCACUUGGGAACUGUUUUUUGAGCAUUGCGGCAUCCCUUGUUUUCUACGGUUCUGCAGUUGGAGUCCAAUGGUAUCAGGCCCGGAAAGAAUCAUCUUUCUCUUUUUAAAAAGUUUGACGCAUUCCCUUCAUCGCAUCUGAGUCGUAUGCAUGAUGAAAGUCCAUGCUCCCUGUAUGUAUAAUGUAACGCUGUUACUCCAGUUAUUUGAGUAUGGAGAUAUUGAAUUAAGGAGUUAAAGAAUAUGGUAUCCUC
Molecule: messenger RNA, 589 nt
Organism: Guillardia theta CCMP2712
Lineage: Eukaryota; Cryptophyceae; Pyrenomonadales; Geminigeraceae
Exons: 4
Coding region: 77-445 (122 amino acids)
Biological process (GO): late endosome to vacuole transport via multivesicular body sorting pathway
Cellular component (GO): endosome
Source: RefSeq, a predicted model, not a curated record